Molecule: messenger RNA, 1746 nt
Organism: Hirundo rustica (Barn swallow)
Lineage: Eukaryota; Metazoa; Chordata; Aves; Passeriformes; Hirundinidae
Gene: COASY
Product: Coenzyme A synthase
Exons: 10
Coding region: 1-1554 (517 amino acids)
Biological process (GO): coenzyme A biosynthetic process
Molecular function (GO): pantetheine-phosphate adenylyltransferase activity; dephospho-CoA kinase activity; ATP binding
Source: RefSeq, a predicted model, not a curated record
AUGCCGCCCUUCGCUUCGGGGCUGCUGGUGCUGACGGCGCCGCUGCCCGCGCUGCCCCGGCGGGCGGCGGGGCUGGUGGCGGCGGCGGCGGGGCUGGUGGCGGGGCCGCUCUACGUGCAUCUGCAGCCGGGGCUGCGGCUGGGCGGCCCCUCCGCCGGCCCGGCCGCGCCGCCCGCGGGCCCCGCGCUGCUGCGGGCUCUGGCCGCGCUCUACACGGCGGCGGCGGCGCGGCGGGGGCUGGACCUGCGCGUCCUGCUCGGCCCCGGCCGCCGCCUGGCUCGGCAGCCCGGCGUCCUGCUGGCGCGCCUGGCCGCGGCUGCCUACGGCUGCCCGCCGAGCCUGCCCGCGCUGCUGCUGGGCGAGGACGCCGCGGGCGACGCCGGGGGCGAUCCCGUGGGGGACCCCGAGCAGGAUCCCGACGCGGCGCUCCCCGAAUUCUUGGACGUGGCUGUUGGCGGCACCUUCGACCGGCUGCACGGCGCCCACCGGCUCCUGCUCAGCGCCUGCUGCCUCCUGGCCCGGCGGCGGCUCCUGGCCGGGGUGGCCGACGGAGACCUGCUCCGCCACAAGGUCUUGCCGGAGCUGAUCGAGCCGUACGAGCUGCGGGUGGCAAAGCUGCGUGAAUUCCUGGAGGAUGUGAAGCCUUCACUGUGCUACGACAUCGUGCCUCUGGCCGACCCCUUCGGCCCCUCAGUCACAGACGCCAACCUGCAGUGCCUGGUGGUCAGCCAGGAGACCCGCCGGGGAGGGGAGGCUGUGAACAAGAAGAGGCUUGAAAAUGGGCUCCCCGAGCUGGCUCUCCAUGAAAUCCAAUUGAUGAAGGACCCCGACCACCAUCAGAACGAGGAGGAGAAGAUCAGCUCCUCCAGCCUCCGGCAGAGGCUGCUGGGCACACUGCUGCAGCCCCCACGGCAAGACCCAGCUCUGCCCUUGCGCCCGUACGUCAUCGGCCUGACUGGGGGAACUGGGAGCGGGAAAACCUCCAUCGCCAAGCUCCUGGGGCACCUGGGCGCGUUCGUCAUCGACGCCGACAAGCUGGGCCACGCCGUCUACGUUCCCGGUGGCCCGGCCUACGAGCCGGUGGUGGCGGCCUUUGGGGCAGAGAUCCUGAACGAAGAUGGAACGAUUAACAGGAAAGUCCUUGGGGCCAAAGUGUUUGGAAACCAGGAGCGGCUGAAGAGCCUGACUGACAUUGUGUGGCCCAAAAUAGCCCAGCUGGCAAAGGAGAGAAUCAGGGAGGCUGAAGCUCAAGGGAAGGCCGUGUGUGUGCUGGACGCUGCCGUGCUGCUGGAGGCCGGCUGGCAGGACAUGGUCCACGAGGUGUGGACGGCCAUCAUCCCGGAGGAGGAGGCCGUGAGGCGCAUCGUGGCCAGGGAUGGGCUGACCGAGGAGGCUGCUCGCCGCCGGCUGCAGAGCCAGAUGACCAACAGGCAACGGGUGGAGCAGUCACAGGUGGUGCUUUGCACCCUCUGGGAGCCAGACAUCACCCGCCAGCAGGUGCAGAAGGCCUGGGACCUGCUGCAGCAGCGCCUGAGCCCAGAGCCCGGCCCCUGAGGGACCAUUCCCGUGAAGCUCCGUGUCCUGCCACCGCUGCCCACCACGAGCCGGCGGACGGAGCAGCGUGGGACCGGGACCACCGGCUGUGUCCAGCUCCGGCGAGGGUGCGGGUGUCCUGCAGUCCCCCGGUGAGGGGGAGCCCUGCAGGGCCGAGUCCCGCUGGGUGACAGUAAAGAGGCUGCUCCUGCA